This is a messenger RNA of Vidua macroura (Pin-tailed whydah), 4155 nucleotides long. It is a transcript of the gene SQLE, whose product is annotated as squalene epoxidase. Bases 779 to 2506 code for a protein of 575 amino acids. Lineage: Eukaryota; Metazoa; Chordata; Aves; Passeriformes; Viduidae. Gene Ontology annotation, molecular function: flavin adenine dinucleotide binding; squalene monooxygenase activity. Gene Ontology annotation, biological process: sterol biosynthetic process; cholesterol metabolic process. The transcript has 11 exons. Gene Ontology annotation, cellular component: membrane; endoplasmic reticulum. The record is from RefSeq and is a predicted model, not a curated record.
CGAUUGGUCGGUGGCCAUAGCGCCAUCUCGGCAUAGCGCCGCCGAUUGGCCGGCGCCGCUGAGGCACGGGCGCGCGGUGCCCGCGGGGCGGCGGCGGCCGUUACUCAUUAGCAUGGCGGCGGGGCCGCCCCUCCCGCGGGCCGCCCUCGCCAUUCGCGCCUGUUGCCCCGGGUUCCCUCCCGCACCCCCCAUUCCUGCCGCGAGGCGCCGCCGGGGGCCGGGACCGGCUCAAAGAGGGAGGCAGCGGCACCGCAUCUUCUCUCCGUGAGGCGGCUGCGGGGUGCCGUGGUGCGGGCAGGUAGAGCAGAGCACGGCCGCACCCCCCUGGGCGUGCACCGUCCUACCCCCGCCCCGCGUCGGCGCCGCUGCCUCAUCACCGGGCGUGAGGGCUCCGGCAGCAUCGCCGCCGCCAGCGGAGGAGAGUCCCGGCACGGAGUGGGACUGGGCACGGCGGAGGGGUGACCGGGGGCGGUGAGACGAGCUCCAGCUCCUCUGGCGUCGCGUGUCCGGGAGGGGAUUCUUGAGAAGACGUUUUGUAUAUUGUUUUUUUUUCGAUUUCGGAACCUCUGUCCAGGCUCCUGUGGCAGCCUGGCGAGGUGGGGCUUGUUACUCUUCUGGGGCUCCUUGUUUUUCCAUUGGAAUCUCCCCACCUUCCAGUGAAAAGGAAAUCGUCUCUUUUCUAUAGAUAACAUUUUUUCAUCCCUUCCACGAAACCUUAUUUUCGGCAGCAUCCAUCUGCAGCGAAGCUUUGGAGCAACAGCCGAGGUCAGUGACCUUCAUGAUGUGGACCUUUCUGGGUAUCGCCUCCUUCAUUUACGUGUAUAAAAAGUGUGGAGACCUCAUGACUUACGCUAAUAAGGAGGUGCUGCUCUCCGUGCUGGUGUUUUUCUCGCUCGGCUUGGUGCUGUCGUACAGGUACCACUUCAGGGGGCCCAGGCAGCGGCACCAGCAGAAGCAGAAGUCGCACCUGGGGGUGCUCUCUGAUGUGCUCUCAGCUUUGCCUCUGGUUGGCUUCUUCUGGGCCAAACCCACCCCGGCGUCUCAACAAGUUGAGCAACCCAAGUCCAGAAAGGGUAAAAAAGAAGUGAACUUCUCAGAUGUAUAUCUGACAGACACCGCUCCAAAUACAACAUUGUCACCCCAAUAUGAUCCAGAAAUUAUCAUUGUGGGAUCAGGUGUUCUUGGUUCUUCCUUGGCCACGGUGCUUUCAAGAGAUGGAAGGAAGGUGACAGUGAUAGAGAGGGAUCUGAAAGAACCUGACAGGAUAGUUGGAGAAUUGCUGCAGCCUGGAGGAUUUAAUGCUCUUCGAGACUUGGGUCUUGAAGAUACAGUAGAAGGUAUUGAUUCACAAAUAGUAAAUGGUUACAUAAUUCACGAUCUAGAGAGCAAGUUGGAGGUUGAGAUUCCUUAUCCAACAUCUGAAGACGGACGUGUGGCCAGUGGAAGAUCUUUUCAUCAUGGCCAGUUUAUCAUGGGUCUCCGAAGGGCAGCUAUGGCAGAGCCCAAUGCAAAAUUCAUCGAAGGGACUGUGUUACAGUUACUUGAGGAAGAUGACUGUGUUGUGGGCGUUCAGUACAAGGACAAAGAAACUGGUGACACUAAGGAACUUCAUGCUCCACUUACAGUUGUAGCUGAUGGACUUUUCUCCAAAUUCAGGAAAAACUUGGUGUCCAGCAAAGUUACUGUUUCAUCCCAUUUUGUUGGUUGCAUUUUGAAGGACGCAUCACAGUUUAAAGCUAAUUAUGCUGAACUUGUUUUAGCUAAAACAAGUCCAGUGCUAAUCUAUAAGAUUUCUUCAACUGAAACUCGGGUCCUUGUUGAUAUUCGAGGGGAAAUGCCAAAAAAUUUAAAAGAGUACAUGAUUGAGACCAUUCAUCCACAACUACCUGAUCACUUAAAGGAACCAUUCUUAAUAGCAGUUCAGAAUGAUCGCUUAAGGACUAUGCCAGCCAGCUUCUUGCCUCCUUCAGCUGUAAACAAGAAAGGUGUUCUUCUUUUAGGAGAUGCCUAUAAUAUAAGACAUCCUCUAACUGGUGGAGGAAUGAGUGUUAUUUUAAAUGAUGUUAAAAUAUGGAGAAGUUUGCUCCAGGAUAUCCCAGACCUUUAUGAAGAUUCUGAUGUUCUUAAGGCAAAAAGAACAUUUUACUGGUCAAGAAAAAAAUCUCAUUCUUUUGUAGUGAAUGUUCUUGCCCAGGCACUUUAUGAGCUCUUUGCUGCCACAGAUGAUUCCUUGCACCAGCUAAAGAAAGCCUGUUUCCAUUACUUCAGACUUGGAGGAGAAUGUGUCGCGGGUCCCGUUGGAUUGCUCUCAGUGUUAUCUCCUAAACCAAUGGUACUGAUUGGCCAUUUCUUUGCUGUGGCCUUGUAUGCUGUUUAUUUUUGCUUUAAGUCAGAGUCCUGGAUCACCACACCUCGAGCAGUUUUCAGUAGUGGAGCUAUUCUUUACCGCAGCUGCUCUAUAAUAUUUCCACUUAUUUACUCUGAAAUGAAGUAUUUAGUCUAUUAAAAUCCAGGGUAAAAUGACUGGAGGAAGAAAGCAUGAAAAUCACAAGGCCUUCAAAAUCUUUGGACAUGUACUAUUUAAUAUUGUAUUAUGUUCUCCUCAAAAUGCAAUUUCCUUGAUAAGGUUUUAACUUAAUUUUGGUUUUGUGGUUAUAUACAUAUAUAUUAUAUGUAAAUAUUCUUUUCUUUGCAAUUUAAGUUCAAAAAGGAGUUAGCUGUUUACAAGGACCAUAAUUAAGUGUUGACGUGGUAGAUAAUUGCCAGUUUUGACAGAAUUUCUUUCCUUGCUUUAUGCAUUGCUGAGUGCAUCACUAAUAUUAAUAAACUGAGAAGUGAAAACUGUAAACCAUAUGCUGCUAUUAUCCUUCAUGCUUUUUUCUGUUCAGUAGUUCCAUAGACUCUAUAACUGUGAAAUAUUGUAACAUUCUUGAUUUGGUUAUUUCAUUAGGAUUUGCAUCUGUUCUGUUUCAGUUGUAGCUAAUAUACUGGUUUGUUGACACUUAAAAGGACACUGUAAAGGAUGUCAGAUCUUGAUGUGUCACUAUACCUUUAAUUUCAGUUACUGUUGCAAGUGCCAUGUUGCUCUUCUGAAUUCCUUCUUUACACCAGAAUUCAUUUUAACAAGUAGUAACCAAAUCUUUGCUUUGUUGGCUGCUGCAAUGCACUCAGGUAGUGAAAGCACAUGUUUUUGAAAAUUUCUUCCUAUCUCAUUUCCUUUCAAAACCUUGAAAGUUUGGGGUUGUUAUGCUUGGUGUGUGUGCAACUGAAGUUUAACACUGCCAUGAACUGAAGCACAGCAACAAACUGUAUCCACUGAAACAAAUUAAGUCCAGGCUAUUUCCAGUAGACAGUAAUCUUUAAUAUUACUUCUGAAAAUUAAUGAAAAGCACCAUGAAAGUGUCCUUUUAAUACUUGGAGUGUGGUGGGAUUAUUUUUCCUGUAGGAAUUACUGCAUGCUACUAAAGAGUUCAUGUCUAUUCCUAUUGGUCACUAUUCCUCUCAAUGUUAUCAGUGUGAUUUCCAUUGCUCUUGUGCAUCUGCACUUUCUGUACCUUUCUUAUGAUUUGUCUGGGUAUAACUGUAUGGCUCUGCUCUUUUGGCUUGCCUAAACAAUCACAUGUGAGUGCAGCCAGCGGUCUGGAGAGUAGUAACAGGUUUUUAUUCUUCUGUACUGGUGAAACUGUGACUCUACCUUGAAAAUGACAGAUUGCAUAAGCUGUGUAUAAACAUCCACUUUAUCUUGGACUGUGAAAAAAAUCUGUGGAGAGACUUUAUUUAGUAUUUUAUUUGAUGGGUAUUUCAAAUGACCUUUUCUUUUCCAGAAGCAAAAGUAUGUAUAUUUUUCUAACCAUGAUCACUUUUGAUACCCUCUUGAAAUUACAGUCAUCAUGAAUACGUCUAUGUUGAAACUUUAGGGUAAAGAACUAAUAUUUUCAAAUAUCAUUAUAUAUGGUAACUAAAUUAUGCCCCUUUAAGGGUACACAAAGUUUGCAGGAUUUAUACAAGUGUUUUCAAAAUUUGUGACAAUUUUGAAAAUAUUGAUUAAUUUUACAUUUUUUAUUUUUUUAUAUUAUUUGCAGUCGGUCUCUUUAAAAUCAUGGAUAAAAAGUCCUGAGCCUCAGCUUACGUAAAUAAAAAGUUAUUAUAUCUGUA